Cinara cedri is the source of this 1647-nucleotide messenger RNA. The record is from the annotation of a GenBank genome assembly. NCBI's taxonomy places the organism in Eukaryota, Metazoa, Arthropoda, Insecta, Hemiptera, Aphididae.
AUGUGCGCCACGGUCAGUCCGCAUUGUCCGCGCGCGUAAAACGAGUUUUUAUUAAGAGAUUUUUUUUUUGUUCAUUUAUUUCUUGCGUUUUCCUCAACGCGGCCGAUCGCAUACACGCGUUUGUUCGGAUAGCUCGUCGCGUGUUUUUUUUUUACUUUUCUUUUCCGUCUAUUCCGUUUCGUUAUUACUAUUAUUAUUAUUAUCCCUCCCUCCCGCCUUCCCGCCACGCCCCCCCCCUCACCUUCGUCGAAGUCGCGCGGUUCUCUUGUCGUCGCGGGCCCCGUCUAAAAGACUAGGAGCACGUAAGUGGGGGCGGGGAACAAAAUAAACACCGUCAUCCGUACGCAACAACAACAACAAUAAUAAUAUUACAUCGUUGCACGAUAAUGUUCGGGCGCGCCACUCGAUUUUAUCCUAUCGAACCUCGUAAGCUCUUAAUCGUCAUUCGUUAUCAUUAUACUAUCAAUGUCUGUAACGGACGGUGUGAUGCAUACAGCAUUUAUUAGCGUGAUGUUAGUCACUAAAGUGACGUUUGACCGUGGGUCUACUUUACGAGAGCGUUUGUUACGAUUUCACUAGUCUCGAGUCGGAUUUCAUUUUUACGACACGCGGGUGUGCAAAAUUUAUUUACCGUUUGUUCUGACCUUUUCAAGUUUGAGGUUAACCAAAAUACGUACCAUUCCGGGUUACAGCUUCAUUCUAAUGCGAGAUAACUGUAGCUAACGUCAGUACGUACACCGCAAUGUAACCACCUUCAGAACGUUGUCUGAUAGGACGGUUAGCAGUACGAAAACGUUUUCUCCUAUUACAAGUUUUUUCUUUAUUAUUAUUACAAACGUUAAUUUUCUUUUAAAAAAUUGAAAAUCAUGGAUACCCUAGAUCCUUGGAUUUGUUUGUGUGAAAGCAAAUAAGUCAUUUAUCGGAUGUGUUAUUCAAUCAAGAUUUAGUAACACCCCUCUCAUUUCAAAAGUAAUUAAGCCCAACAUAAUAAGGAAUGAUAAUUGUACAUCAGAAAGAGUCCCAGUUUCCUUUCUCAGCAAAGAGCAAACUGAUCAACUUGGGUCAUUAAUUGAUGAGCUUGAAAAUAUAUUUUCGACACCAGAAGCAGUGCUUGGCCUGUUUCCUGACCUCGAAAUGGAAAUAGUAUUAAAUAACAAAACACCUAUUAAAUGUAAACCAUAUAAGGCGAUUGAGCUUGACAGGGAAUUUAUGAGAAAUCAAGUGGACAUUUGGAACGUGAAGUAUACUGUAUGUCAAAAUCGCCUUAUGCAGCACUUGCAUUUGUUUAUCGAACAGCCAUUCCACAAAUCUACACCAAAGCGUUUAGUAAUAGAUUAUCCUAGAACAAUCAAUCCAGUCACUGUAAAAGAUCCCUUUCUAAUCGACCAAAUGGACUUGAUGCUUAAUAAAGUAGCGAGAUGGAAGUAUAAAUCAUUAGUGGAUGUUAAACAAGAAUUUAGUAAUUUUAAAAUUAAAGAAGAGGAUAUUUAUAAAACAGCGGCAGUGACUACCGAUCAUCACAUCGAGUUUUGCAGAGUAAUUUUUGGUCUGACCAAUGCCCCACCACUAUUGGCAAGAGCCAUUUCUACGGCUUAUGGUCAUUUAAUUGAAUCCGGAUUAACUAAGUAUUAUGAUCAAAACAUUUGA